Messenger RNA from Saccostrea cuccullata (small rock oyster), 2352 nucleotides. RefSeq lists its product as uncharacterized. The transcript is spliced from 8 exons. NCBI's taxonomy places the organism in Eukaryota, Metazoa, Mollusca, Bivalvia, Ostreida, Ostreidae. The coding region runs from base 90 to 1148 and encodes 352 amino acids. The record is from RefSeq and is a predicted model, not a curated record.
UUGCAUAAAGGUGUUUAGACAUGGCGGACGAGAAUAUUUUUAUCUGACAUCAGACAUGGUAUAAUUUUUGUUUAUUGUCAUAAUUUACGAUGGAUGACAACGAGAGAUUCAAGCUGCAACUGGAUGACCAGAAAAGGAAUAUCUUUGUCACCCAGCUGAAUGACAGAGAUGACGAGGACCAUGAUGUUUCAGCAUUUCCAGUUGUCAAGGAAACUGGUGGACAGCUCCUGGAGACCGGCAUCAACACCUUCCAGAAAACACUUCUCCUCAAAAAGGAGGUGGAGGUGGCUAAGGUGGAUGAAGAACUGGAGAAAUGUCGCCGUAGAUUCCGACAGAAGAUGGAGGAGCUGCAGCAACGGAAGCUCAACGUCCAGAAAAAAAGACAGAUGAUGAACAAUAAAGUGGCAAAGUUUGAUAAGUUCAUCAAAGAUAACGAUGCCAAAAGACGGAGGGCCAUCCAGAAAUAUCAGACAGAGGUGCUACUUAAGGAACAGAAACAGAAAGAAUAUGAAGAGCUGUGUGAACAACUGGCAGAGCUGAAAAGGAGGAAAAGUUAUCUGGAGAAGAAAGUCAAUCAGUACAAAAGAUUUGAAGAGUACCUUCUAAAGGUCAUAGAUAUUAUGCCUGAAGACUACAUUCAGGAUGAUGACAAGAUAAAGGGACUGAUGAUGAGACACAAGACUCUCAGUGAAUCAAACAAAGAUCUUGUUAACAACCUAGUGCACAUGGGGGAUGAGAUUGAAAAUCUCAAGAAAGAACUUGACACCAUGAAGACAGAACAUGACAAAAGGAAAGUAUCUAUAAACAGUCAGCUUGCCAAACUCCAGAACCAGCAGGAUAGAGUUCAGGACUCUAACAAACAGCACGAACAGCAGUUUGCCUCGAGUAAAGGAGACAUGAGGAAGAGACGGACUGAGCUAGGAGUGAUAUUAAUGGCAAUUGAUAAUAUUGCGGAGAAGUGCCUAAAGCGGCUGGAUCAUUCACUAGAAGAAAUGACUUUAGAAGAAAAAUUGCACAAAAUUGGGGCUCACCUUCAAGAACGUGAAGAUGUUGCCAAGAUGGCAGCGCCCUCUGGUGAGACCAGUAUAAGAGGCAGCGCGGAUGUUCACAAGUCAAAGGUCAAAAAGAAAGUCAUGCUUACUGGGUAGAAAAUCAACUGAAAAAUGAUAAAUUUUCUAACAUGUGUCCUGAUUUCUUUGCACUAUAUGUUAAAAUGAACUUAGUCUGGAAUUCAAAUUAUUGAUAGAAAUGAAUUAGGCUUUAGCAUUUUUAUGUUCAUGUACACAACCAUAGCACAACUGCAACUAUUGUAGGUAAAUCUCUUUAUAAAAUACCUUUGCAGGUACAUUGCAUUUUGAUUUUAGGAUACUUUUGUUUAUAAUGCUUAUAAGAUUUUUAAGUAUUUUUUGACAGUGCUUUAUGCAUGUGCCCAUACAUUAAUUUAGUUAGUUGUUUGAAAGAGAGUAUGUGACUCCCAAUUUUCUUGUCUUUCCUUCUUCAAAUCACAAUUCGUCACCACAAUAGGUAAUUACACUGUAAAAUGCACAUGUUUUAGUUUAUAUUUGAGAACAUUUAUAUAACGAUUUUCAAUUUUUUCCUGGUGAAGAUGUGAUACGCAAAAUAAAGUCGUCAAGUGCUCCUUAUUAAGAUUCUUCCUUGCAUGGGCCAGUACAUGUACAUUAUCAUUCUGCCUUUUUUUGGGAGAUAUUGUUUACAUAAGAAAACAUAAAGGUUUGCACCUCUUCCUUGCCAUUAUAUUGUUUUGUCUGUAAUGUUUAAUUUAUUGCCAAAAAAUACUAUGUGAAUUAUUGUACAUGAAUGGAACUGAGCAGUCCUGUUUCAUUUCCGUACUUGAAGAUGUCGUCUAUUUCAAAGUAUUCCAUUUUUGUAUAGUUUGAUAUUUUUGAAUAUUCAAAAUUCAGUGAAUGGAAAGGUAAUGAAUGUCACUGUCCAGGUAUAUGCUUUAUUUGUAGGAGGGGGUGGGGUGCAGAGGGUAUAGAAAUUUUGAAUGCUCUGCCUAUUAGUUUUAAGAGUUAUUUAUUGUAAACUGGCCAAUGAACUGUGUGCUAGCUGGACCAGAACUUGUAUAUGACUAGUUCAUGAUUUUGUAUGUAGUAAUGUGUAUAAAAGUUUUGUGCUUCUUUUAAUAUUAUAUGUCUGGAAAAGUAAAAAGAAAACAAUUUUUUACAAUUUGUUAAGAAUUUCCCUUUGAUAUAUAUGUAAAUUUUUAUAUAGUGCUGGCAUUUACAUAUUUUUGUACAAAUGACUGAAAUUUAUGAUAGGUUUCAUAAUUUGAUAUCAUAUACAUGUUCAUGAAUAAUUGGAAUGUAUGAUUUAUGCAUUUUACUAACU